AUACAUAAAAGCUCUCUCGCUCUGUCUGUCUAAUGUAACGGACCCUUGCAUUUUGUAGUCUAGUCAUAUUUUCAUUCAACUCUCUUUCUCUCUCUCCAUGUUCUCUCUGACUCCCACAGUCUCAUUCACGCAAAUUGCACCCAAAUAAAACACACACAGAGACACACAUACACAAAUUAGAUAAGAGAGAGAGAGAGAGAGAGAGAGAGAGAGAGAGAGCAGGUGUUGUUUCUGUGUGAUUAUUCUGUGGAAUGGCAAUGGGCCUCCUCCUUGUUCCUUUGUUCAACUCAUUGCUUAUUCUUAUUUGGUGUUCUCAGACUCUAGUAGUGUUUGCUGUGGAGGACAUAGCUGGUGGUGGCAAUGGCAAUGGCACGAGUAGAGAAGCAGAAUUAGAAGUAAUUAGAGAAGCAGACAGAGUCAUCAACUUGCCCGGACAGCCGCCGGUCUCAUUCCCCCACUACGCUGGCUACGUCCAACUACCUAAUUAUCAUAAUUCUCACAACAGCAGCAGCAGCAGCAACAAGGCUUUGUUCUACUGGUUUUUUCAUGCCCAACAAAAUGCCUCUUCUAAACCCCUCGUCCUUUGGCUCAAUGGAGGACCUGGCUGCUCAUCCGUAGCUUAUGGAGCUGCACAAGAACUUGGCCCAUUUCUUGUUCGGAGCAAUGGAACUCUCAUCCUUAACAACUUCUCCUGGAAUAAAGUUGCAAAUGUGCUCUUCUUGGAGGCACCUGUGGGAGUGGGAUUUUCCUACACAAACAACUCAAAAGAUGUGGAGACGCUGGGUGAUGCAGUUACAGCCGCAGACUCGUAUGCUUUCUUGGUGGAAUGGUUUAAGAGAUUCCCGGCCUUCAAAUCUCAUGAGUUUUAUAUUGCUGGGGAGAGCUAUGCUGGUCAUUAUGUCCCCCAGCUGGCCGACCUCAUCUACCAACGAAACAAACACUCCUCCUCCUCCUCCUCCUACAUUAAUCUCAAAGGUUUCAUGAUUGGGAAUGCUGUGAUCAACGGUCCAACCGACAGCCGUGGAAUGUUUGACUACGCAUGGAGCCAUGCCAUCAUCUCCGACCAGCUCUACUACAAUUUAGUCAAGGAAUGCGAUUUUGAAAAUGAAAAUAACCAAACAGAGCACUGCAAUGACCACAUGCGAGCCUUCUUACAAGCUUUUUCUGAUAUCGACAUCUACGGCAUUUAUGCACCUGUCUGCCUCUCUUCUUCUUCUUCUUCUUCUUCUAAUCCCAAUAAAGUCAAAGCCUCAACGUAUAAUUCCAUCAAACUUCUUGUUGCACCUCGCCUCCUCACUCAACAUGAGCUUUGGCACAGGCUGCCAUCAGGCUAUGAUCCCUGCACAGAGGAUUAUGUUGAGCAAUAUUUCAACAGAGAGGAUGUUCAGAGGGCCUUGCAUGCCAAUGUUACCAAACUGUCCUAUCCUUACACCCCUUGCAGUGGCGUUAUAAAGGGAUGGAAUGACUCCCCCGACACCCUACUGCCAGUCAUCCAGAAGCUGUUAAAAGCUGGCUUGCGUAUUUGGAUCUAUAGUGGGGACACAGAUGGGAGGGUGCCGGUAACAUCAACAAGGUACAGCAUCAAAGAGAUGGGUUUAAGAGUCAAGCAAGAAUGGAGGGCAUGGUUUGAUGGGGGCCAAGUGGCCGGCUGGGCGGAGACGUAUGAGGAGGGCGGCGGCCUCACAUUUGCCACAGUGAGAGGAGCAGGCCACCAGGUCCCGGCCUUUGCACCUCGUCAGUCUCUUUCACUCUUCACCCAUUUCCUCUCUCCCAACGCUACCCUCCCAUCUUCUCGCUUCCACCCUAAACCCUAAAACCCUUAAUAAUUCUAGGCUCCUCAUCCUCUAGCUACCCUCCCAUGAUCCCAUCCCAUUGCGAUAAGAUAUGUAUCACAUUAUAUUAA
Messenger RNA from Prunus avium (sweet cherry), 1903 nucleotides. RefSeq names its product serine carboxypeptidase-like 35. Gene Ontology annotation, biological process: proteolysis. Gene Ontology annotation, cellular component: vacuole. The record is from RefSeq and is a predicted model, not a curated record. NCBI's taxonomy places the organism in Eukaryota, Viridiplantae, Streptophyta, Magnoliopsida, Rosales, Rosaceae. Gene Ontology annotation, molecular function: serine-type carboxypeptidase activity.